GAAAGCUACUACAGCUGUUACUACCCAGAAAGCGAAGCCUUUCGCCAACAAGUCGCCGCUAUUGUGAACAAAUUCCGAGCCAAUGGUUAUAAUGUCAUCAUGGAUGCAAUGGUAUCCCACGAAAUUAGCUCGCUAGGUCCUUCAAAAUGGGCUGAAGUACAGAUCAGAAAAGCGAAAAAAGUGUUGGUUUUUCUUUCUCCAGGGCUUUUGAAAUUAUCACUUGGAUACGAAGGCAUGCCGCGGUCUGAGGUAGAGUGUAAUUGAAUAUAUCAGCACUUUAGAACUUGUUUUAUGUCUGGUCUUGACUUCUAAUUGGAUGCUGAUCUGUUUCAGGGAUCUACAUUGUAAUGAUAAAUGCUGAUGCAUGCCGGUGCUUCAUGAUUCAAACGAAAUAUUAUUUAUAACAUCCAACAAAAGUUAAGCGCUCGGUCUGGUUGUGCGCUCAACAAAGCUGUGCGUUCCACUUUCUUAGUGACUAUAUUUUGUUUUUAAUUUGCCUCACAAUUUGCAAAGGUUUUUGUGUUAGUACUGAGAGAAGGUUUACAAAAACCGUUACAAAUAACGUAAAAAGGCCUCACAGUCCACAUUGAGAUGGAGAACUUCUUAAUCAGCGAAAAGACUUUUAAAAGAAAAGAUUUUGCAAAAACAAAUUUACGCACGCCAUAGCGCCAGCUGCAGCGCGCUCAAAUGACUUACUUUUAUUCCCCAGAUAACUGUGAGAAAAAUUAAAAGUUGUUCUUUUUUGACGUUAUAAAAGAAAUGGUAAACGUUGCAGCUGUCCUCAAAGGAGGUUUGCUAAGCACUCAAGAAGCUAGUAAAAUUGUCGGCUACGCGUCGAGUAACUCUUACGCUUCCAUUUGUGCUUGGCAAUCUCCCGCGUGGAUCCAUAAUCCGAUAGUUGCAUCCUGCUCGUUUACCAUUUCUUAAAUGUCUAACAUUACAACGCACUUUUUUUUUUGUCAAUGGUAGGAUGCCAAUCGUGUGUGGUGUGAGUUGGAAGUUCUGCGAAGUAUCUACAACAGAAGUCGCUCUGCCGCAAAGACGGUUUGCUUAGAGCUGCCAGACAUGCCAGUAUCGUCAAUGGAACAUCCUGUGUUUUUGAAAGUUAUCUACAAAUGGCCAAACGAUUUUGAGAAAAUCCUUCGUGGCCUAAACGACAGACCUUCUAUAUUGCCGAGAUAA
Molecule: messenger RNA, 1182 nt
Organism: Porites evermanni
Lineage: Eukaryota; Metazoa; Cnidaria; Anthozoa; Scleractinia; Poritidae
Source: the annotation of a GenBank genome assembly